AUGUGGCAGUAUAUAUUGGAGACCGGCGUUUACCCGCGAGAAGUGGAGAUCCUCAAAGAGCUAAGAAAUGCAACUGCAGAGCAUCCUCUGGGCUUCAUGGGUGCUGCACCUGAUUCGGGGCAGCUAAUGGCGUUUCUCUUGAAGCUUUUAAAUGCUAAAAAGACAAUUGAAGUGAGAGUUUUUACUGGAUACUCUCUUCUCCUCACUGCACUCACCAUUCCUAAUGAUGGAAAGAUUAUUGCUAUGGAUCUAGACAGAAAAGCUUAUGAGAUAGGACUACCAUUCAUUAAAAAGCCUGGUCCAGAACACAAGAUUGACUUCAUAGAGUCUCAAGCUUUACCAGUCCUUGAUAAACUCCUAGAAGAUGUGACGGAGUCAUUAUCUGCAGACGUCUUCGCUGAUAUGAUAUGA
This is a messenger RNA of Glycine soja, 411 nucleotides long. RefSeq names its product probable caffeoyl-CoA O-methyltransferase At4g26220. Gene Ontology annotation, molecular function: O-methyltransferase activity; S-adenosylmethionine-dependent methyltransferase activity. The record is from RefSeq and is a predicted model, not a curated record. Lineage: Eukaryota; Viridiplantae; Streptophyta; Magnoliopsida; Fabales; Fabaceae. The transcript is spliced from 4 exons. The coding region runs from base 1 to 411 and encodes 136 amino acids.